UGCAUCACUUGCAGUCCAAUCUGCGCAAAGCUGCAUAAAGUGUAAUGAACCUCGUGGCUAUGCUACGGUUGUCCAUGUAGCGCGAUUUGGAUGUAGCAGAGUCAAGUUGAUGUUGCCCAAAGUGUUGUUAUGCAGGAAUGAGAAGUUUGCAUGCAUAUCUCGCCGGUGAUGAACCUGGAAAUGCAUCGGUGUAACAUCCACUAUCAACUCUGAAAUCAGCUUGAAUGUCAGACCUGUGCUAUGUUUACUUCCUAACAUGAUUAGCUUGAUUAUCAUAACUAACAACGUCUAAAGUGGCCGAAUCCGGUCGGUGGUAACGUUAUUACAAUUAACCGUUGAUAGCGUCAUUUGUGAAUAUGGACCGUCACUACAACAGAGGCCACUUCAGCUCUGAAGGCCAUCAAAAUCGUUUUAAGCAGGAGAGGUCAUCCUUAAAAAGAGGUCGUGAACAUGACCGGGGAAAUGAAAUUAAUGCCAGACGUGCGAGACCUAAUGAGUGCGUUUCUUCCUUACAAACCAUGAGCGUUUUGCGUCAGCUUUAUGACAGAGACUUUCCUGUUUAUAAACAGCCUGUGGAAAUCGGAUAUUUUUCUUUAGAUUCCAAGCGUAAGUUUUGGAAUGACGCAAGGCAACUUCGUUAUUACGUUGAGCCUGAAAAAUGUCCCAACUUCAACCUAAGGGAUGGUUAUCGUGAUCGUUUCGUGAAGAGGGAUGACAGCAUUAAAGAGAAACUUGACCACAUUCUGCGAUGGAUUUUGGCAAAUAGGCACAAAGUGCAGUCUAAAAAUGUCACCUGUCCGGUAGGUGUAGACUUUGUUACUUGGCGUGGCCACCUAACCAAGCUGUUAACCACUCCAUAUGAGACACAGGAGGGCUGGUUGCUUGCUGUGUCCAAACUGGCUGGGACUCUUUACAUUAGUGAAGUGGAAACCGAGUAUGCCUGCAGAAACCGAGAUAACCGGACGGAAAGACAUGAGGAGAUGAUGUAUUGGGGCUACAAAUUUGAACAGUACACCUGUGCAGAUGAAGCACAGGGUUGUCCUGACUCUGGAGGGGUGGUGAACACCAAUGAAGCAUUCUGCACAGUUGUCCAGACACGACUUGCUGAACACAAGCUGCUCUUCUCAGGGGAAGUGGACUGCCGUGAAGCCGAUCUUCAAGCACCCCAAGCUCCUGCUUGCUACAUUGAGCUGAAGACCUCUGCUGAGAUACAUACCCCCAAACAACGCAGCAACUUCCAUAGGUACAAGCUUCUUAAAUGGUGGGCACAGUCUUUUCUUCCCGGAGUUCCCAAGAUUGUGGCUGGGUUUCGAGACAAUGAUGGACAAGUGGUUGACGUGGAGACAUUUAAAACAUCCCAAAUAUCCCAGCUAAUCAAGACUGAAUACAACUGUUGGAAACCAACAGUUUGCAUGAACUUCUGCAGUGACUUUCUGUCCUUUGUAAGAGAGACUGUCAGAGAGGAUGAUCCAAGGACGGUGUACUUGUUCUCGUGGGACCCACACAAAGACGUCACAUUCACAAUCCACCGAGACUCUGAGUAUUCCUUCCUGCCUGACUGGUUUGUGAAAGAAAUGACAAGGCCUCUCUGUGAGACUCCCGCUCCACCACGUACCUGUAAUUAAACUAAACCAUUAACAGACUUUA
This is a messenger RNA of Alosa alosa (allis shad), 1647 nucleotides long. It is a transcript of the gene dxo, whose product is annotated as decapping exoribonuclease. Gene Ontology annotation, molecular function: mRNA 5'-diphosphatase activity. The record is from RefSeq and is a predicted model, not a curated record. Bases 357 to 1625 code for a protein of 422 amino acids. The transcript is spliced from 6 exons. Gene Ontology annotation, biological process: NAD-cap decapping; nuclear-transcribed mRNA catabolic process. Gene Ontology annotation, cellular component: nucleus; cytosol. NCBI's taxonomy places the organism in Eukaryota, Metazoa, Chordata, Actinopteri, Clupeiformes, Clupeidae.